AUGGACGUUCUCGUGAAGAAAGAGAUCAUUGAAACGAUAAAUGCACGAAAACGGAAGCUAAACGACGUAGCACGUAAACACCUUGAAUCGGUCAUCCAACUCAGCAGUAGUAGCAGUGAUUCUGACUCGAAUGAUGACUCAGACGGUCCGGACGAGAACAUCAAUGCAAACACCACCAUUGCAGCUGUGGACCGACCUGAAGGCAGGAUUAGGAAGAAGAGAAAGGUGAAUGACGUCGAUUUUCAACUUCCGAUGGGGUUUUUGUCUACUCUACCGCCAGAUGAUCCGAUUCCAGCUCAGUUGGACUCUGUUACGGCGGUUGCUGGUGGUGCUGAGACGCCGGAGCAGGUGGCAAGUAGUAUUUCGAGUGUGCUUUGCAAGCAGUUUUGGAAGGCUGGAGAAUAUGACGGAGUCUCAUCUACUGAUUGUGAUUUACCUUCAGGUGGCAUGGAUCAUGUAAGGGUUCAUCCAAAGUUUCUACAUUCAAAUGCAACGAGUCAUAAAUGGGCUCUUGGAGCUUUUGCGGAGCUUCUUGACAACUCUUUGGAUGAGGUCUGCAAUGGAGCAACAUAUGUUAAUAUGGACAUGCUUAAAUGUAAGAAAGAUGGGAAUCAAAUGUUGCUAAUUGAAGAUAAUGGUGGCGGGAUGGAUCCUGAUAAAAUGCGUCAGUGCAUGUCUCUCGGAUACUCGGCAAAAAGCAAAGUAGCAAACGCCAUUGGACAAUAUGGUAAUGGAUUCAAGACUAGUACCAUGAGGCUUGGCGCAGAUGUUAUUGUAUUUUCCCGGUGUCGUGGAAAAGAUGGAAAACAUCCCACACAGAGCAUUGGACUGCUAUCCUACACAUUUUUGACUAGCACAGGAAAGGAAGACAUUGUGGUACCCAUGCUGGAUUAUGAAUGGCGACAAGAAGAAUGGAGCAAGAUCAUACGAUCUACUGAUGGUGACUGGUAUAGGAAUUUGGACACUAUAGUGGAGUGGUCUCCCUUUUCCAGUAAGCUGACCUCCUUCUUCAAUCUGAUGAAAGACCAAGGUACACAAAUUAUUAUAUAUAAUCUCUGGGAGGAUGACCAAGGACUAUUGGAACUUGAUUUUCUUGGCGACCCACAUGAUAUCCAACUCAGAGGUGUUAACUGUGAUGAGACAAAUAUACAAAUGGCAAAACAGUUUCCCAACUCUAGGCACUUCCUGACAUAUAAACAUUCGUUGAGGAGUUACGCGUCAAUACUUUAUUUGAGACUUCCUCCCAACUUCAGAAUCAUUUUACGCGGGAAAGAUGUUGAGCAUCACGACAUAGUUAAUGAUAUGAUGUUAACUGACAGGGUUACGUAUCGACCAAAUCCCAGUGCUGAGGGGGCCCCUAAGGAUUUGCAUCUGUCUGCUAUGGUGAUCAUUGGUUUUGUGAAAGAUGCCAAACAUCACAUUGAUGUUCAGGGUUUCAAUGUUUAUCACAAAAACCGGCUCGUCAAGCCUUUUUGGAGGGUUUGGAAUUCUUCCGGGAGUGAUGGUCGUGGAGUUUUAGGUGUUUUGGAGGCUAAUUUUGUUGAGCCAGCUCAUGAUAAGCAGGGUUUUGAGCGUACAACAGUUCUUGCCAGACUCGAAGCACGACUAGUACAAAUGCAAAAAGCUUACUGGUCCAUCAAUUGUCAUAGAAUUGGCUAUGCUCCACGGCGUAAUAAGAAAAAUAUAAACCAGUCUCUAGCCAAAGAUACUUCUCCUGGUCGUGAUCCAAAAAUAUCUACUAGAUUGAAUAAGAAUGGUACUUCUAGCACUUCUAGCAGCAAUCGACUCUCUUCAGACUCAGACAAGUCAAAUUCACCCUCAAGUUGGAGAAAAAGAGGAAAAGAAAGUCUGGGAUUUCGUGAAACAGUGGAUCGUGGAUAUGGAAAUGGACAUUUGUUUAACAAGGGUGAUUAUAAUAAAAAGCUGCUGAUAGAUAAAGGUAGAAAGGACAUGCCAAAAUCUGGAAAAGGAUCAAGCCCAUCUAGACUAUCUUUCCAUCUGGCAGAAGAUGCAACUAUUGAUGUGUAUGAGGUCUUACCUGAGAGACAAGCUAAUGUAAGCAGUCAAAAGUUUGUUAUAGUAUAGAAGUUGAAGGUUAGUUCUGAUCGUGGUCUAAAUGAUGGCGAGCCUUCGCUUUCUGAGGCCAACUUACAUAUACUGGAGCAAUUGACGCAGGAAAAUUGUGAAUUGAAGAAAAGAUUAGAGAAAUAUGAGGGAGCGCAUCAAAGUGAAUUGCUCAAUGAUUUGCAGAAGGAAAGAAGCCAAUGCAAAUCACUCGAAAUCGAGCUGACAGCAGCGCAGGAAAAAAUCGACAAUCUGAGCAUUGAACAUGAAAGUCUGAUUCACAUUUUCUCGGAAGAGAGGGAUCGAAGAAACAAGGAGGAAGAAAACUUGAGAAAGAAGCUAAAGGAAGCAUCUAAUACCAUACAAGAAUUGCUUGACAAGAUUAAGUUGCUGGAGAAGAUGAAAUCUCCCGUACUUCGAUAGCCGAUCAACAUUAUUUUCUGAUGCUCCUCCAGAUGUUUGUGAAAUAGUUGCUGCGGACCGACGGUGGCUGGACCCUCCGUGAUUUCCGGCGAUUGUGGGUCUAUUUUGGGAUUGAGACUCUUCAUAUGUUUGGGAUUAGGGUCCCCUCAGUCUCCGUUCCUACUCAAGUUGCUUUCUGGUGGGAUUUUUUCGUGGUUUGAUUUCUUUGUUGUGUUUUGCUGUUUCCUGUUCUUUAGCUCCGAUUGGGGCUUCUCUGUUGUUUGGGUUGUAUUGUUUUUUCCCCUGUCCAAUGUCUAUAAUAAAGCAAAGCGAAUCAUUUUCAAAAAAAAAAAAAGAAAAACAUUUGCAAUUGACUCAAAUCUCUACAAACUCACACGCCAUAAA
Messenger RNA from Gossypium raimondii (Peruvian cotton), 2871 nucleotides. Its product is annotated as protein MICRORCHIDIA 7-like. NCBI's taxonomy places the organism in Eukaryota, Viridiplantae, Streptophyta, Magnoliopsida, Malvales, Malvaceae. Gene Ontology annotation, molecular function: ATP hydrolysis activity. Gene Ontology annotation, cellular component: nucleus. The record is from RefSeq and is a predicted model, not a curated record.